Messenger RNA from Vitrella brassicaformis, 3594 nucleotides. The record is from the annotation of a GenBank genome assembly. Lineage: Eukaryota; Vitrellaceae.
UUACGCGAGCCGCUUGUAGUCAAUGGGUCUCGAUUUGUAUUGCCGCCAGAAGAUCAGCAGCACCGACACGACACCGAUCAUCAUCACACCACCUGCACACCCACACACAGGCAGCGAGACAUACAUACCAUUUGCGCCAACCGUGUGCUGUGAUGUGAUGUGUUGUGUUGUGUGUCUGACUCACCUCCGAGAACGGCAGGGAAGCCCAGCGGGAUGUCAUCCAUUUUAGACCUCCUGUGUUGCCGCCGCCCCCCCUGAUCACCCUCCUCCCGCACCACCCCCCCGCCACUCACGUACUUGACGCGCUUCUCCCUUCUCCUACCCUCAUAACUCACGGCCCGGCUGCCUCGCCGCUCGAAGCCCUCCCACCCUUUCCCUCCCUUGUCUGCUUGUCGGACGUUAGUGGCGUCGGCAGAGAGGUCAUCAGCCUCUAGAGGGAUGCCCACAAGCGCCUGCUCCUUGACGAGCUGCUGGUCCUCUCCCUCCCCAGCACCCCUCAAGGAGAGCUCCUGCUGGCCGGGUAUCCACUCGCCGGCUUUGAUCUUGCCUGCGGCGUCCUGCUCGAUUGGCUCGCUGAUGAGGCGGACCUGGAAUGAGCAUGGGGGCUGCUCGCAUGAGGGGCCGUCUGUGUCUAGGAGGAUGAGCUCGUUGGUGUCGUCGAUGUGCAGGAGGCUGCCCGGCACGUACAGCCGUUUUUGUGGACCAGCCUGACAGACAGAGAUACACACAACACAGAAGCGAUCGGUGUGGAAGUCGUUUUCCCCCUGUCCCCCCCCGCCGCCCGCACGUACCUCAUUCCAGUAUCUGCCAAGGCUGAAUCCGUUGAUAAAGGCCACGCCCUUGCUCCACCCAUUCUCAGACAUGUCCAGAAAAGUAUCCGGCAGCCUGCCCUUGACUCGUGGGUACUUUCCUGGCAGCGAUACGCUGCCCUUGAACAGCGACAGAGGCCCCACCUUCCCCUGCCGGUCUUGGUGGCUGGGUUUGUGGUACUUGAGGGAUGACGUGAGGAACUCGAGUGUGAGGGGGAGGGGCGAGGUGGCCCAGCUGCCGGCGCCGGUGAGGGGCUGCUGGUCAAGGUACACCGACCCAGUGAUGCCUGCACGGCACAGAAGAGCGCAUUUGUGUGAUCAGUAUGGCAUCGACACACUCAUGCUCCCUCCCUCCGUCCCACAUUCACUCACCUUUCAGGUCGGUGAGCAUCGGGUUUGAGUCUUCCGAUGUGACGAAUCUCCAGUUGACGUAGUUGAUGCGACCCAAGCUCUCGACCACAACCAAGAGCUCGGGCGGGGAGCUCACGCCCUGUUCGUUCAUUCAAGAUAUACCCAGACCACACCCAGAAGCACGAGAAAGGAAAUCGUUACGUGUGAUGUCUGUCGUGUGUGCUGGUUUGGAAUGCCCUCAUCUGAGUAGUGAGGCGACCUCUGUGGUUGGUGUAGGGAUGGUGACGUUGAUUGCCACACUGUCCGGCCCGCCCCCACACUGAUCGCUCUUCUCCCAAUGUGACGGCGCGCUCAUCUGCCGACUGGCAAUGCCCUGCACAAUCCACACAGAACACAGACACCGCGUGUGAGUGUGCCCCUCUUCCUCCCUGCCUCCCUCCUGUGCACGCAGCGGACCUGCAUAACGCCAUCGACGUACACGUGUGCCCGAUCGUGCAGCCCACACAGAUGCAGGACGUACUCGGUCUUGUCCUUGACCAGCCCCUGUGUAAUGGUGUGUCUGUAGGCCACCAAGGAUACGGGCGGCGACGUCUGCGGCAGCCCCAGCUCCUCGAUCGCCGCCUCGAGAGUCAUCGGGGUGUCACCUUUCAAGGAUCGGAUCGACGAUGCGUUCCUGCAGACGAGCAGGAAGGACACAUGCGCACGGUCUGUGUGCGUUGGCUGUUGGCUGUGGAGUGGUUGGCUUACAGAGCGUCGGUUAGGUGAGCGGCUUGCUCGAACGUGACGGUGCCAUACUCGCCCGACUUGCGCCAGACGGGCGUCACACGCUCAUUGGGCACGAGGAACUCCUGCAGCAACAGCCACUUCUCGCGAGGCCGACCUGCCACGAAACACACACACGCACAAGAUGGAGAGAAGAAACAGACGGGGGGCGGGGCCAUACCGGCCUCGCUGAUGGGGGCGUCGUAGUCGUAUGAAGUGGUGGUGGGCUGGUACACGCCCUGCCGGAUGUUGGCACCGUUCCACGCGUCGAAGUUGGUGCCGCCGUGCAUCAUGUAGAAGCUGAUCGACGCACCGUAGUCGUUCCACAGAGUCUUGACCAUCUUCAUCAGAUCCUGCACACACACAUCCAUCCAUUCGUUCAUGCCAGAAAGACGUAGGGUGGGCAGCAUCCGUGUGUGUGUGUAGGUCACCUUUGAGUCCACUCUGUGAUGCUCCUCACCCCAGUGAUCGAACCACCCCGCGUAGAGCUCGGAGUUGACGAAAGGACCUGUGGGCUGGAAGCGUCGCCACAGUUGAUGCAGCUCCUCCACGUUGGUCUUGGACGGACCGAAGUCGACUGCACAAAUGUGUCAUGUCACACAGCAAUUGGCAGACAGUCAACAAUGAAUGCAUAAGAUACAUACGCUGCGGUUGAGGUGGUGUGGUGUGGUGUGUGUGAGCUCACUGGUGGUGAAUGAGGUGGGUGUGGAUCCGCACUUGAGCAUCCGCUCAUCCGGCCCGUCCGUCGUAUACAGCACCACGUCAUCGCCCAAAUGAGACCUAGAUCAGAUAGAUGCACACAUACACACACAACACCAACACGCACAGCACAGACACCAACCACAUCAAUGCCAUGCCGAUCAGAUCAACGAAACCACACACUCAACUUAACCGCCCACCCACCUCAGCAAGUCCUCGAGCGUCUUGAGGUAGUCCUUAUCACACUCGCUGUAGCUCCCAUACUCAUUCUCUAUCUGGACCAUCAGUAUGGGCCCGCCGUUGACGUAAAGCAGCGGCUUUACUCGCGGCAGGAGCUCCUCGAACCACUCCCGCACCUCGUCCAUGUAGCGCUUGUCUGACGACCUGAUGCGGAUGUCGGGGACCGUGAGCAGCCGGCUCGGCAGGCCACCGUAGUCCCACUCAGCGCAGAUGUACGGGCCAGGCCGCAGCAGCACGAACAGGCCCUCCUCCCCAGCCGCCUCAAUGAAGUGCACGAGAUCUUUGUCGCCAGUAAAGUCAUACUCGUGUCGGUUGCCGGCGGCCCUGACCUCGUGGAAGUUCCAUGGCACAUACACCUGACACAAACAAAUCAACACAUCAAUAGAGUGAUUGAGUGCAUCAGAGAACAUGUGUGUGACCGGGAGGGAGCAUUGAUUGCCAAAACACCAGCCAGUAGUGACACCGCACACUGAACUGAAUCCAUCAGUCAGUACCUGAAUGGCGUUGAGUCCCCCGUCGUGUAUGAGCCGCAUGAGAGGCCGCCAGUGCGACCUGGGUAUGCGGCUGUACAGCACCUCGCCCGCAGCGUACUGGAACGGUUCGCCAUCCAGCAGGAACACGUCACUCUCGUGAUCUAUCCUGAAGGACGGCUCCGAGGCAGCGACAGCAAGGACCAAAACAACGUACAACACCCUGCAGGCUGCCAUCGUGCUGAGAUGCCGCUUCAUCUCCC